Molecule: messenger RNA, 372 nt
Organism: Letharia columbiana
Lineage: Eukaryota; Fungi; Ascomycota; Lecanoromycetes; Lecanorales; Parmeliaceae
Exons: 2
Coding region: 1-372 (123 amino acids)
Source: RefSeq, a predicted model, not a curated record
AUGACAAGCCUCAUCGUCAGUUUGGCUCUUCUCGUCUAUCAUCUCAGCGUAGUCACCGCCUCGUUUAUCCCUCUUCAAAGACUCGGCAACAGCAUUCUUUCCAACAAUUUCAUUCGAAAUAAUACACUCGCUCCUCUGAGCGCUGUAAACCUCACUGCCGCUACUCCACCACAAGGCUUCUCGAAUGAUAUCACUUACGUAGGAACCGCGAUAUUCGUUCCUAUGGAAAUGAUACAGCCAGUAUUGCAGUCCAAGCGCGUGGUGGCGGCGUUGUAUAAGACUGGCCUCGCAAUAGCUAAUGGAAACAAAUUCCAUAAAAACCUCGUGUUUUUGAAUAUAGAAGAGAAGCUUGCAGGGCUUUUGGCUUUCUGA